AAAAAAUAAAAGUGAUGAUUUUUGACUUUGACAGAUAGGGAUAGUGUAAAAUUUCUGGAGGUGUUUUCGUUUUUUAUUAAUUUUUUUUUGAUUUUGAGAUUACUAAUAGCUCGUGGUAGAGAUGGUUGAUAAAUUAGUAAAUAGUGAAGCCAACGCUCGUAGGAUAACAAUGGUUGAGAGUUGUUUCGGCAGCUCUGGUCAACCAUUGGCUGUUCCUGGCAGAGUCUUAGUCGGUGAAGGCGUCUUAACUAAAAUGUGCCGGAAGAAACCGAAAACGAGGCAAUUCUUCCUCUUCAACGACAUAUUGGUCUACGGUAACAUAAUUAUAAAUAAAAAGAAGUACAACAAACAACAUAUCAUUCCUUUAGAAGAGGUUAAAUUAGAAAGCCUGGAAGACGAUUCCCAAUACAAAAACGGCUGGUUAAUUUGCACGGCAUCGAAAUCUUUCGCCGUUUACGCGGCGACGGCGAUAGAAAAGGGAGAAUGGAUGGCCCACAUCAACAAAUGCAUAGACGAUUUGUUGAGAAAAAGCGGAAAGAAAGCUGUCUCCGUGCACGCUGCCGUUUGGGUGCCCGACGGGGAAGCGUCCGUUUGCAUGCAUUGCAAAAAAUCUCAGUUUACGAUAAUCAAUCGGAGGCAUCACUGUCGUAAAUGCGGCGCCGUAGUGUGUGGACCUUGCUCAAAUAAGCGAUUUUUGCUGCCCAAUCAAAGUUCGAAGCCUCUGAGAGUGUGUCUUCAUUGUUACGAUGUGUUGACUACCACUAAAAAUCACAAUUCGACCGAUUCAGCAUUAAGAGGGACUAAUGCAGAUUCAUCGGGCGAAGAUGAUUCUGAAGAUGACGAUGACGAGAAAACUAAAGGACAGCCCGAGGCUCACGAUUUGCCAAAAUUCUACGGUGACGCUGAAAAACUUGAAUGAUCUUUAGAAAAGCCCAACUUCCACUUCUACUUCAGUUUUUUUUUCGUUUAUGUUAUGGGUUCAUAUUUAAUUGAAGGUAAAAUAAUUUAGCAUUGAAAUAUUAUUACAAGUUGUUUAUAAUCAUUUUAUAACUAUUAUAUACCUACAUUAGAUUAAGAGAAAUAGAGCGUUUAUUAAUUAUGUAAUAUUAAGGAAUAUUAUUUAUUUGUGUGGGGUGCUAAGGAUUAUUUGAAC
Molecule: messenger RNA, 1153 nt
Organism: Phyllotreta striolata
Lineage: Eukaryota; Metazoa; Arthropoda; Insecta; Coleoptera; Chrysomelidae
Source: the annotation of a GenBank genome assembly